This is a messenger RNA of Miniopterus natalensis, 2415 nucleotides long. RefSeq names its product bifunctional apoptosis regulator (gene BFAR). Gene Ontology annotation, molecular function: protein binding; ubiquitin protein ligase activity. The record is from RefSeq and is a predicted model, not a curated record. Gene Ontology annotation, biological process: proteasome-mediated ubiquitin-dependent protein catabolic process. Gene Ontology annotation, cellular component: nucleus. NCBI's taxonomy places the organism in Eukaryota, Metazoa, Chordata, Mammalia, Chiroptera, Miniopteridae.
GGUUGAGGGGGCUGGGAAACAAGUGCGACCUCUCCUCUAUGGUCCGGAGCCCGGGGCACCUUCCUUGGCAGUCUUAGGUUACUUCCGGAAGUGAAGCUGCCACCUCCUCCUCGACUUCCGCGGGGUCCAGGCCGGGUUGGCUGCCGGGUGGGCCCCAGGAUGAGCGCAGUGAUUUAAUGAUGCUUUGCUGCACUUUUCUAAGUCUGAAAUUUUCUAUGCCUGUGGAUCUCAGAAUUUGCUGAGAUGGAGUCUCAGCAAAAUGACCUGAACACGAUGACCCUUGAGAAAGAUGACACUCCCAAGAGCACCAGCCCUCAGAUUUCUGUCAGUGAAUUUUCUUGCCACUGCUGUUAUGACAUCCUGAUUAACCCCACCACCUUGAACUGUGGGCACAGCUUCUGCCGACACUGCCUAGCUUUAUGGUGGACCUCUUCGAAGAAAACAGAGUGUCCAGAAUGCAGAGAAAAAUGGGAAGGUUUCCCCAAAGUCAAUAUUCUCCUCAGGGAUGCCAUUGAAAAAUUAUUUCCUGAUGCCAUUAGAAUGAGAUUUGAAGACAUUCAGCAGAAUAAUGACAUAGUCCAGAGUCUUGCAGCCUUUCAGAAAUACGGGAAUGAUCAAAUUCCUUUAGCUCCCAACACAGGCCGAGUGAAUCAGCAAAGAGGAGGGGGAUUCUUUUCAGGAGUGCUCACAGCUUUAACUGGUGUGGCAGUGGUCCUGCUCGUGUAUCACUGGAGCAGCAGGGAAUCUGAGCAUGACCUCCUGGUCCACAAGGCUGUGGCCAAAUGGACAGCGGAAGAAGUUGUCCUCUGGCUGGAGCAGCUGGGCCCUUGGGCCUCUCUCUACAGAGACAGGUUUUUAUCCGAAAGAGUAAAUGGAAGAUUGCUUUUAACCUUGACAGAGGAAGAAUUUUCAAGAGUGCCAUACACCAUAGAAAACAGCAGCCACAGGAGAGCCAUCCUCAUGGAAUUGGAGCGUGUCAAAGCACUGGGCGUGAAGCCCCCCCAAAAUCUCUGGGAAUAUAAGGCUGUGAACCCGGGCAGGUCCCUGUUCCUGCUGUAUGCCCUCAGGAGUUCCCCCAGACUCGGUCUGCUGUACCUCUACCUGUUUGACUACACAGACACCUUCCUACCCUUCAUCCACACCAUCUGCCCUUUGCAAGAAGACAACUCCGGGGAGGACAUCAUCGCCAAGCUUCUGGAUCUUAGAGAGCCCACAUGGAAGCAGUGGAGAGAAUUCCUUGUCAAAUACUCCUUCCUUCCGUACCAGCUGAUCGCCGAGUUUGCCUGGGACUGGCUGGAGGUCCAUUAUUGGACGUCGCGGUUUCUCAUCGUCAACGCCAUGUUACUCUCGGUUCUGGAGUUAUUCUCCUUUUGGAGGAUCUGGUCAAGAAGUGAACUGAAGACUGUGCCUCAGAGGAUGUGGAGCCAUUUUUGGAAAGUAUCAACACAGGGGCUUUUUGUGGCCAUGUUCUGGCCCCUCAUUCCUCAGUUUGUUUGCAACUGUUUAUUUUACUGGGCCCUGUACUUUAACCCAAUUAUUAACAUUGAUCUUGUGGUCAAGGAAGUCCGACGACUAGAAACCCAAGUGUUUUGAGUGGCACUGCCCAGGCUCUGAGGGACUCUUCCAGCCUCCCUGACGUCUGAGCUUUGAUGCUUAAGUGAAGGGGGGAUGGGAGUGGACUUCCUAUUUUCUUUCCGUAGUAAACAAGGUGCUGCUUUCUCUGUCAAAGGCUAUACCCAGGUCUCCCUCUGCCUGUGUCAUUGUGGCAGCAGGGACUGGCACCCCAGAGCUGGGCUGACACAGCAGCAGCACCUCUCACCUGCCGCCUUGCUCACAGGAACUUGGGAGGCCCAGUCCACUAUGGCUUGCAAGGACCUAGGGUCCCCAGAGGAUGUGGUAUGGGUGACAUCAUAAGGCUGCCAUGUCAGCAGUCCUACUUGCCCUAACCCCAGUGACUGACAAAGGCUCCCAGGGCAAGUUGGAGUCCUGAGACUGAGCCCAACACCAGGCUUGCUGGGGCCAGGCCUCUCCUCUAAGUCAAGUUUAGGAAAAUGGAAGAUUAUGUCAUAGGCAUAGACAGUUGCGCCUAAAAAAUACAGAGGAAAACCAAAACCCAAUAGACAAUUGUUUUAUUGAAGAGUUGCUAAGAGGUUAAAGAGAUAAAUAUCUAAAGGAUUCAGUUUAAGACUAGAAUGAUGGUUAGACUCAUCCUGUUUCCAAUUUCUAAUCAGUGAAAGUUUGGAUCCCUUUCUCUGAGUGAGGGGAUUGAGUAGGAUGUCAGGAUAUUAUCAGAUGAUAAUUCAUAUCAGGCUGAGCUGCCUCAAUGCUACUUAAAAUUGUUUUGGCCCUGGCUGGGUGGCUGGGAGUGUCGUCCUGUACACCAGAAGGCUGCAGGUUCAAUUCCCAGUCGGGGCU